Lucilia sericata (common green bottle fly) is the source of this 2741-nucleotide messenger RNA. It is a transcript of the gene Plap, whose product is annotated as phospholipase A-2-activating protein. Gene Ontology annotation, cellular component: nucleus; cytoplasm. Lineage: Eukaryota; Metazoa; Arthropoda; Insecta; Diptera; Calliphoridae. The coding region runs from base 205 to 2562 and encodes 785 amino acids. Gene Ontology annotation, molecular function: ubiquitin binding. The transcript has 7 exons. The record is from RefSeq and is a predicted model, not a curated record. Gene Ontology annotation, biological process: ubiquitin recycling; proteasome-mediated ubiquitin-dependent protein catabolic process.
GUCAGCCGCCGUUGUCGUCAAAUUUUAUCGGCGCAGGUCUCUUUGUUUGCCGCUGCAUCAUCUUGCAAAAAUAGUUUUUGUGUUUUUUUCUUAAAUUUGCAAAUUAAUCAAAUUUUUCAUAUUAAUUUUUAUACUUAAAAAAUUUAAAAUUGUACUAUUAUUACUUAAAUCAGCGAAAAGUUAAGCAAUAAAAAUCCAUUCAAAAUGUCUUUUACACUAGACAAUUACAAAUUAAGCUGUGAGCUUUUGGGUCACAGUAUGGAUGUACGUUCUAUAGCCACGGGAGCUACGCUGGCGGAAGGUGGCCAAAUGAUUAUUUCGGGUUCGAGAGAUAAAACUACCAAAUUGUGGAAACCUUUAGAUGAAGGCUACAUUGAAGCGGUUACACUGCAGGAUCAUAAAAACUUUGUGGCCUGUGUAUUUUACUGUGAACGAGAACGUUGGUUAUGUACGGGCAGUAAUGACGCCACGGUGUGUAUAUAUCAGGAGAAUAGUUUAUUGCCCAUACUCACUUUAAAGGGCCAUGAGUCCACGGUGUGCUCCAUAGCAUCUGGUGUUGAACCUCAGACUCUGAUUACUGGCAGUUGGGAUAAAACGGCACGUAUUUGGUCCAUUGAUCAGGAUGGUGGUAUUACUUUUGUAGAACUAAAAGGACAUGAAGCCGCCGUUUGGGCAGUGGCUUCUAUGGCGGAGAGUAAGAAGUAUAUAACCGGUUCUGCCGACAAGAAUAUAUUUUACUGGAAUGCCAAAGGCGAAAAAUUACGCAUGCUCAAAGGUCACACUGAUUGUGUUAGAGGCAUAUUGCCGUUAAGCAAUGGUGGCCUAAUAUCAUGUGCCAAUGAUGCCAUUAUACGUGUGUGGAAUGAAGAUGGUGAAUGUGUACAGCAAAUGAGUGGUCAUACUAAUUAUAUUUAUGCUGUAGCUCAACAAAAAGCUUUAGCUCUGGAUUGUGUGGUAUCCUGUGGUGAGGAUAGCUCCUUGCGCAUGUGGAAUAUAACAACCGGACAAGAAGUGGGAGCCGCUCUAAUACAUCCAGCUCAAUCUGUAUGGUCUGUGACAUGUCUAAGUAAUGGUGACAUUGUUACGGGCAGCAGUGAUGGUGUGGUAAGGGUGUUUACCAAAGAUCCUCAGCGUAUGGCCAGUGAAGCCGUGCUAAAAGCCUAUGAAUUGGCUGUGGAAACUAGAAAACAGCAAAUGUCCGAAGAACUAGGAGGUGUAAAAAAGACUGACCUGCCGGGACCGGAAGCUUUACUUACUAAUGGCACGCGUGAAGGACAAACAAAAAUGGUUAGACAUGCUGAUGGUUCGGUUAAAUGUUAUAGUUGGGAAUUAGGCAAAUGGAAUUUAGUAGGUGAUGUUACCGGAGCUUCAGGCGGAUCUCAAGCUUCAUCGGGUAAAUCUUUAUACGAGGGCAAGGAAUAUGACUAUGUAUUUUCUGUGGAUAUAUCCGAUACUGAGCCUCCAUUAAAAUUGCCCUAUAAUCGUGGUGAAGAUCCUUGGCAUUCAGCUCAAGCCUUUAUACAUCGCAACAAUUUACCUCAGGUUUAUUUAGAUCAAGUGGCCAAUUUCAUUAUUAAAAAUGCUGAUAGUGCACCAGUACAAGUUAAUGCUACCACUGGCGCCUAUCAGGAUCCAUUUACUGGUGGCAACCGUUAUGUACCCGGUUCGAGCAAUAGUAACUUUCAAUCAACCGGUAAUGCUGAUCCCUUUACCGGAGGUUCGAGUUACACCACUGCCGCCGCUAAUCAACCAAAAGUCGACGUGAAUUUUGUUAAAGGCGAUAAACAUUUUCCCAUUAGCACAUAUUUAACUUUUGAUAAUUGUGAUCCUUCGAAAGUUUUGGAAAAACUCAAAGAAUUUAACAAUAAACUGCCAGCAACCAACGAAAAAGUAUCUGAUAAUCUAUUAGAAUCUGUCAUAAGAUUAACGGAUGCUACCCCAGACGUGGAUCAAACUGCUAUUGAAGCUUUGCAGAUAUUAUUAAGAUGGCCAAGUGAAUUACUAUUUCCCGUUAUCGAUAUUGUUCGUCUGGCCGUACGAAGUGAAGCAGUGUUUUCUCUACUAAAUUCUAUGAAUUUUCUAGAUGCUUUACUUCAACACUUAACCACUUCAGUUCCCAAUCAGUUAAUGAUAAUACGCUGUUUGGCCAAUAUAAUGAAACAUGAGGCGGGCAGGCAACAGGUAGACAAACGCUUGGCUCCCUUAAUUGAGCAUAUUAAUGGCAUUAAAUCUGGAAGCAAUAAUUUACAAAUCGCUAUAGCAACAUUCUAUUUAAAUCUAACUACAACUCAGACCACGGCAGUGGCAAAUGGUGAAAAAUGUCGUAUGGCCACUGAGGGUUUGGUCGAGUUUCUAAAAUGGGCCACCGAUUUGGAGGCCUGUUAUCGUUCCAUGCAGGCUAUAGGUAAUUUAACUACCACACCUUUUGGUCAGGAGGCCUCGGCAUUAGUCAUAUCAGUUGACUAUGUUAUGGACAAACUAAGAGAGCUAACGAAUACACCACAGGCUGGUGUCUUUGCUAAAAUUAAUUCUGCUGGUACAGCAUUAUUAGCAGCAUUCUAAGGGCAGCUUCCCUAGUAUUCCCAUGAAAGUGAGGAAAAUGAAUACCAAUUGUAGCUUUUUGAAUAUUUUUCUUAUAUUUUCAAGUAAUCGUUUUAUGCCCAUAUUUAAACAUCAACCUUAUAUUAUAAUCAUCUUAUUAAAUUGGUUUAACUAAAUUAAAUAAAAACAAAUUAAUAAUA